AUGAUCCACUGCUUCAUAAGUGGGCAGCAGGAGGAGGGGGAGAGGAUCAAGGUGCCCGAGAGCACGAGGGAGCGCGCCCAGAUGCCGACCGCCACCGACGCCCUCUGGCAACGGCGGCUGAGCGAGCAGCCCACCCGCCAACUGCGCCCCCUCACCGCACCGCUACUCCACACCCUACGCAACCUGCCCCUCGGCUUCAGGCUGUGGCGACAGGCGCGCGAGGAGCGCGGCGGGCGCGAUCCGGUAUUGGACGCGAGCGGCGGGCAGGCGAGCAGCAGCGGACUGCCGGCGGGCGGCAUGGGCGGCGGCUGCGUGGGCCGCAGCUGGCGCGGCGACUUCGAGCCGGGCCUCAUUCUUCCCAACGGCCGCGGCCAGGCGCCAGUCGUGCCCGCCAACCAGUUCUCCGUCUUCAUCGAGCCCGACGGCGAGGACAGCGAGGCCACGGUGCUCAACCCGGGCAUACCUCCGACCGACCGGCUGGGUGCGUGGGACUGGUCGUUCGUGGGCGAGGAGAGCUACUACAGCGCGCUCUUCCCUCGCGCGUGGACCGUCUACGACGAACCCGAGCCGCGGCUGCGCCUCACCUCUCGCCAGAUCUCACCCGUCAUAGGAAACAACUACAAAGAGAGCAGCUUGCCGGCGUGCGUCUUCGUGUGGACGCUCGAGAACCUGGACCAGGAGGACGAGAUCACCGCGUCGCUCAUGUUCACCUGGCAGAACGGCACCGGCGCCGCCUCCGACGCGCUGGGCGGCCACGCCAACACCCCCUUCACCCGACCGCACCCCGAACGUGUGGUGAUGGACCACACGCAGUGGCGCGUGGACGAGCGUGGAGGGAAGACGCACGCCUCGAGCGAGCCGCUGUCGUUCGCCAUCGCCGCGUCGUCGCCCGACAGCGACGCGCACAUCACCGUGCGCUCGUGCUGGGCCACCAACUCGGACGGGGCCGAGGUGUGGAAGGACUUCAAGCGGAGCGGCGCGCUGGAGGAGAACUGGGACGCCCUGGGCAAGGCCUCGCAGGAGGGCCAGACGCUCGGCGCCGCCAUCGCCGUCCGCGUGACGAUCCCACCCGGCGAACACAGACAGGUGGAGUUUGCGCUGGCGUGGGACCAUCCUGUGGUGGAGUUCGGAGCGGGUCGACGCUACACGCGGCGCUACACCCGCUUCUACUCGCAGCACGGCGACAGCGCAGCGCAGCUGGCCUGUGACGCCCUCGUGCAGUACCCGCAGUGGGAGCGCCUCAUCGAACAGUGGCAGGCCCCGAUUCUCGACGACAAACGCCUUCCCGGCUGCGGCGGCACGGUGUGGCUGCAGGACGAACUUUCGGCGAAGGAAGAGAAGCCACGACGAGAGAAGCGCGAGACCGAUGGCCAAGAGGAAGAGCAGAGCGACGUUGGCCGCUGGGCGUGCCUGGAGAGCCAAGAGCACCGGCUCUACAACGCCAGCGAUGCCCUCUUCUACGCCUCGUUUGCGCUCAUCGCCAACUGGCCGCAGCUGCAGCUCGCCCUGCAGAGAGAGGUCGCCGCGGCGACGCUGCGCGAGGACAGCAGAAUGGUGGACGUGUUGGCCACCGGCAGGCAGGCGCCCAACAAGGUGCGAGGAGCGGUGCCGUACGACAUGGGCACGCCCGCAGACGACCCCUGGGUGGCGCUCAACGCCUACAACAUACACGAAACCUCCUCUUGGAAGGGUAAGCUGGGCCUUCUCCCGGCUUCGCACCUCUCACCUUCCACCGAGCUCACCGAAGCCGCAGAUCUGAACAGCAAGUUCGUGCUCGGGGUCUACCGCGACUUUGUGGCGACGCAGGACAAGCGCUUCCUGGCCGAUGUGUGGCCCGCAGUCGACGCCGCCCUCCGCCACCUCCAGCAAUUCGACAGGAACAAGGACGGAAUGAUAGAGAACGAGGGCCUGCCCGACCAAACCUACCACAGCUGGACCGGUGGUCUGUGGGUGGCGGCCCUGAGCGCAGCGUGCGCCAUGGCCCAGGCACUGCAGCUGGCCGACGACUCGGUCGCCCAGCACUACCGCGACCUGCACCAAUCCGCGGCCCGCGUCUACAACGAGUCCUUGUGGAACCCCAGCGGCUAUUUCAACUAUGACACGUCGACGAGCACGCAUCACGACAGCAUCCAGGCCGAUCAGCUCUGCGGGCAGUGGUACGCUCGAGCGUGCGGCCUGCCCUCCAUCGCGCCGGACAAGCGGAUAGUCACCGCACUCAAGACCGUCUUUGCCAACAACUUCAACGAAGGCAAGCGAGGGGCGGUCAACGGCAUGCGACCGGACGGCAGAGUCGACUACGCGUGCCUGCACUCCUCCGAGGCGUGGCCCGGUACGACGUUCGCGCUGGCGGCGUGCAUGAUGGGCGAAGGGCUGGUCGACCAGGCCUUCAUCACCGCUGCCGGCGUCUGCGGGUCCAUCUACGAAGACCUGGGCUACUGGUUCCGCACGCCCGAGGCGUGGGAUGGGAGCGGCAACUAUCGAGCCCUGGGCCACAUGCGACCGCUCGCCAUCUGGGCCAUGCAAUGGGCCUGGACCCAGCGCAAUCACCGCCUCUCUUCUGCCUCCACACCAACGUCUUCAUGA
This is a messenger RNA of Acanthamoeba castellanii str. Neff, 2583 nucleotides long. Its product is annotated as glucosylceramidase. The transcript is spliced from 18 exons. NCBI's taxonomy places the organism in Eukaryota, Discosea, Longamoebia, Acanthamoebidae. The record is from RefSeq and is a predicted model, not a curated record. The coding region runs from base 1 to 2583 and encodes 860 amino acids. Gene Ontology annotation, molecular function: beta-glucosidase activity. Gene Ontology annotation, biological process: carbohydrate metabolic process.